Molecule: messenger RNA, 852 nt
Organism: Trichomonas vaginalis G3
Lineage: Eukaryota; Parabasalia; Trichomonadida; Trichomonadidae
Product: DNA/RNA polymerases family
Exons: 1
Coding region: 1-852 (283 amino acids)
Source: RefSeq, a predicted model, not a curated record
AUGAGGUUGCAAGAACUUCAAGAUGCUAUAAACAAACUUCCAUUGAGACAUCCAAUUGACGUCAAAUUGUAUUGGAGAGCAUCUGAGUUAGGUCAGAAGGUUUUAUAUGAAACAGGUUGCUUCGACGAUGUUUAUGAGAUAACAGGAGAAGUUUCUCAGAAGAUAAGAGACUCGCUUGAAUUUCCACAAACUGGACCGAUUGGUUGCGACAAGUUUGACUCAUAUGAAAAGAUAUACUAUGUCGACCUUAACGCUGCGUACAUGAGGUUUGUCCAAUAUAUUCCAACUGGAAUUCCAAACGAAGAUGGUGAGUUCCCGGGAAGGAACUAUACAGUUGGAAAAGUCAUACAACAACUGUAUGAUAUUAGGAAAGCUUCAAACCCCAAACUUGCAAUGACACUCAAAUUGCUUAUGAAUUCGACAUGGGGAUAUUCCAUUAAGAAACCUCAAGAGAUGAAGAGUAAACAUUAUGAGAAGGUCGACAACUUUGUUGAAAGGUUUUCUCCUUUUGUUUUGAAGUACGAAUUCACUCAAGGUCAAAGUGGCUUAGUAACCACAUUAAAACCUAUUGUCGAACAUUGGUCUUACCCUCAGUUCGCAAAGGCAGUCCUUGACAACUACAACAAAUUCUUCUCGGAAGUUAAAUCCAAAGUGAAGGUAUACUAUGAGAACAUCGAUGCGCUCAUGACGAACGAAGAAGGCUAUAACAAACUCAUUGAAAUGGGCAUGGUCGGUGAAAAGAUGGGUCAAUUCAAAUUGGACAAAAUUUUCACCGAAGUUCAUGUAAUAUCGAAAAGGAAGUACUGGGGUGUUAAAGAAGAUGGUGAAAUAGUUAAACAUUGCAUGAAAUAA